This is a messenger RNA of Diorhabda carinulata, 1500 nucleotides long. Its product is annotated as peroxidasin homolog. The transcript is spliced from 3 exons. Gene Ontology annotation, molecular function: protein binding. Gene Ontology annotation, cellular component: plasma membrane. Lineage: Eukaryota; Metazoa; Arthropoda; Insecta; Coleoptera; Chrysomelidae. The coding region runs from base 199 to 1173 and encodes 324 amino acids. The record is from RefSeq and is a predicted model, not a curated record.
GUUUGUCAAAUAAAUGUCAUCAUUAUAUUAGGUGCAGUCGAACAUGAUUCAGUCAUAUAAAAAUACAUGACACAAUCGUCUUUCUUAACGGCGUCGCGCCGAUUGAGAGUAAAUAUAGAUAAGAAUAAUAGGAAACCAUUCAAUAUGGAUUUUUUAAACCAUAUAAAUAUUUAGUUUUCAUGUAUGUGAAGGUAACGUAUGCCUUUCGCCCCAUUUAUCAUAAUUCAGUUAAAACCUGUGUUGACCAUGUGGAUUUGGAGAAAUCUCAUUUUGAAUACUAUGUUCUUUUGGUGGACCGAUGCGUUAUUAUGUAGUUUUAAAAAUGGAAAAAUUACUUGCUCCAAACCCUUAGAAGAUGAUCUUUACUCCAACAUAACAGUAGUGGUUGAUUCAGACGAAGUAUUGGAUCUAAGCAUUACAGAUACAAAUAUUUCCUUCAUUGACAAGUACAUGUUCAACAAAUAUAGAAAGAUGCAUACACUUUCAUUAGACAGCAUAUACCUCAAAAAAAUCAACGUUAAUACCUUCAAAGAUUUGAAAAAUCUUAGAAAUUUGUACCUUUCAAAUAAUCGCCUCGAAAGUUUCAAUUUUAAUGAUACUUUUUCCAACAAUAACGUGUUAUAUAAGCUAGACUUAUCUAAUAAUAAUUUAGCAGUUUUAGAUGGUUUUGAUAAUGACAUAUUUAAGAGUUUGACUCUACUAAAUAUAUCCAACAACAACUUAGAAUAUCUACCUUCAGGAAUUUUAACAAGAUUAACAGAAAACAAUAAGUUUUAUUUAUUAAUAGACAAUAAUCCUUGGAAUUGCUCUCGUUCGGAAUGGUCUCAAGUUCUUGAUACAAAUAUGAUCAACGCCUUUUGCGCCGAUUUGGAUAAUAUUUAUGAUACAGUUGAAGAUAAUAUAACUGUAAUAGCCACACCUCUGGUCCAAAAUUUAGAUGUAAUCACAGAAAAUACUGUGACUACACCUGUAAAACAAACAAAAUCAUCCAGUAGCUUAUGUGCUUACGAAACAAAAUGCUUCUCUUAUUGUAUUUUUUGGUUCCUCGGAGGAAUAUGGGUGGGAAUCAUUCUAGGAAACAUAUGUAAGCUUAAAGCUCUUAUAUGUCCAGCCGCGCAAAAUACUAGUCAAGAAAUGGAUACUCAAUAUAUAUUCCCUCAACCGGGAAAAUAGGAGGGAGGAGUAACAUGUUUCGAAAGUGCUUGACUGAAAUCAUAUACCAAACAACAUUUUUCCGUUGAUAUGGGACACGUACAUUUGCAGAGGGUUUACUGUUUAAUCGAUUUGUCAUAAAAUAGGAAUUCAUGUAAAAGAUGGUUUUUUAACAGGUUAGUUGCAAGUGUUACUCAUCAACCCCCUUUUAGUUUCUAUGCCCUGCAUGUCGAGCGCAUCCUCCUGUGAAAUGCGUCAAUAUGUAUAUAACAGAGUGGAAUAAUUAGUUCUUUGUAAUACCUUUACAAAUGUUUAUUAUUAAGAAUAAAUGGAAAUAAUAAAAAUAAA